AUGCACUCACAAGUAUACAUAGCCUCAGGAGCAAGGCCAUCGUACCGCAACAACAAACCAGCACUGUCUGCUAGAAUAGAACGUAAUCUACAGGGUUCUUUCGUGCAUUCAUGGAUAUGGUACCCUCUCUUCUGGCAACAGCGGCAAGCGUUCUUCCACAAUAUUCACCGUGAUAAAACCGGUUCUCAAGAUGCAAACGGCUGGGAUGGCAGUGAUGAUGACGAUAGGGAUGUGAGAGCUUCAAGGAUCUAG
Molecule: messenger RNA, 252 nt
Organism: Fusarium pseudograminearum CS3096
Lineage: Eukaryota; Fungi; Ascomycota; Sordariomycetes; Hypocreales; Nectriaceae
Exons: 2
Coding region: 1-252 (83 amino acids)
Source: RefSeq, a predicted model, not a curated record